AUGAUACCAAGGCUGAAACCGUAUGAAAGCAGCCCACCGUGCCGGCCCAACAUAAUCACGGUGGCCACACCCGGCGUCACGGCGACACGGGCGCAGAUAUCGCGUUACACUGGCACGGAUGGUGUAGAUGUGCUGGAAAAUGCAUGUAGCUGGCGGCCAGGUGGUGAAAAUCGCCGCGAACCGAACCCGAGUGGGGAAACGACUUCUCUUCUUAACGGCAAUAACGAAUGUGUGCUAACACCGGAUGUGGAUCCCCCACUUCUGUACCACGCCACGUGUCGUCUGGCCCCUCGGUUGUUAAAUAACGUUAUGGCAUCCCCAGAGAUGGAUGAGGUUGUGUACAACAGGUGUAGCUUUAAUCCAGUUCAUUGGUUUCUGAUGGUUAAGGAGUUCUUCACCGCGGUUUUUUUCUCUGUCCGUCCCGUGCGCUUCGCGUACUCAAGGGUUCGGAUGACGAACCUGGGCGGGGAGAGAGACCAGGCGGUGUGUGAGCGGGAAAUUCGUCGGGCGGUGCGUAAAAUAAAGGAGCGCGGCGCCGACGGCUCAUCACCGGAGCGGCCACUCCGUCUUCGACUCGUCUUGUUCGGCUGCAGCCGUGGAGCGACGACAACGCUUUAUACAGCGCUUAAACUCCCGUACGAACUUGCUUGUUAUGUUUCCUUGGUGGUCGUUGAAGCGCCGUUUGAUACUCUGCACGAUGUGAUAGCGGAGUCAUCUUGGUUUCCGAAUUUUACCAUGUGGUUCUUUCGUACCUUUUGUGAAUACAACGGCAAUGAACCGUACGCAUUUGACCCGAGUCGUGUGCAGCUGCGGUGUCCCGUCGCCUUUGUACUUUCUCUGAAGGACACAAGAGUGCCAAACAAGCUCACGCGUCGGCUGAUCAACGUUCUGAAGACGCAGUGUCCGCAGAUUCCCGCGGUGGAAGUGCUGGAGCUGAAACACAGCCGCCAUCCAUUGAUGGCUGUCGGGCAUCGCGAAGACCAAGACGCCUAUGUUGCAUUUAUGGAGCGGCUGUACGACACAUACUGCAGUUGA
Molecule: messenger RNA, 1035 nt
Organism: Trypanosoma grayi
Lineage: Eukaryota; Euglenozoa; Kinetoplastea; Trypanosomatida; Trypanosomatidae
Exons: 1
Coding region: 1-1035 (344 amino acids)
Source: RefSeq, a predicted model, not a curated record